AGUCUUACGUCUUCCGGAAACGGAGCUCCGGACUCGCCACUGCUGGAUUUGCGACAGCGGCGGUGGUGGGCACGGCGGAAGCGAAGAGGAUCGAAGGGGCCGGGGGCCUAGCUCCAGCGCGGGGCUGGAGAACCAUGGACGAAGCGGGCAGCUGUGCGAGUGGCGGAGGCUUCCGCCUGGGCGUGGACAGCCUGGACGAGCCUCCCAACAGCCGCAUCUUCCUGGUGAUCAGCAAAUACACGCCCGAGUCGGUACUGAGGGAGCGCUUCUCACCCUUCGGCGAGAUCCAGGAUAUCUGGGUGGUGCGGGACAAGCACACGAAGGAGUCCAAGGGCAUCGCCUUCGUCAAGUUCGCCCGCAGCUCGCAGGCCUGUAGGGCUAUGGAGGAGAUGCACGGCCGAUGCCUCGGCCCCAACGACACAAAGCCUAUCAAGGUUUUCAUUGCUCAGUCCAGGUCAUCUGGAAGCCACCGAGAUGUAGAAGAUGAAGAACUUACAAGAAUCUUUGUGAUGAUACCAAAAUCCUACACAGAAGAAGAUCUACGGGAAAAAUUUAAGGUGUAUGGAGAUAUCGAGUAUUGCAGCAUUAUUAAGAAUAAAGUCACUGGCGAAAGUAAAGGUUUGGGCUAUGUUCGAUACUUAAAACCAUCACAAGCUGCCCAAGCAAUAGAAAACUGUGAUCGAAGUUUUAGGGCAAUCUUGGCUGAACCCAAAAAUAAAGCAUCUGAAGCUUCAGAACAAGAUUAUUAUAGUAACAUGAGGCAGGAGACUUUGGGGCAUGAACCUAGAGUAAAUAUGUUUCCAUUUGGAGAGCAACAACCUGAAUUUUCAAAUUUUGACAAGAAUGACAACAGAGGCCAGGAAGCUAUCUCCAAACGCCUGUCAGUUGUAUCAAGAGUUCCUUUCACUGAAGAGCAGCUUUUCAGCAUUUUUGAUAUAGUACCAGGAUUGGAAUACUGUGAAGUUCAACGAGAUCCUUAUUCAAAUUACGGUCAUGGAGUGGUUCAGUAUUUUAACGUAGCAUCAGCUAUUUAUGCAAAAUACAAGUUACAUGGAUUUCAGUACCCUCCUGGAAAUUGGAUAGGUGUUUCCUUCAUUGAUGAUGGGAGUAAUCCAACAGAUCUCCUUAGAAAAAUGGCAACACAGAUGGUAGCUGCACAGCUUGCCUCAAUGGUGUGGAAUAACCCAAAUCAGCAGCAAUUUCUGCAAUUUGGAGGAAGUUCUGGAUCACAGUUGCCUCAAAUCCAGACAGAUGUUGUACUUCCAUCAUGCAAAAAAAAAGCCCCUCCUGAAACUCCUGUGAAAGAAAGACUUUUUAUCGUGUUUAAUCCUCAUCCUUUACCUUUAGAUGUAUUAGAGGAUAUAUUCUGUCGUUUUGGUAACCUGAUCGAAGUUUACCUUGUGUCAGGAAAAAAUGUGGGGUAUGCCAAGUAUGCAGAUAGAAUAAGUGCUAAUGAUGCGAUUACGACUCUACAUGGAAAGAUCCUGAAUGGAGUCAGACUUAAAGUUAUGCUGGCGGAUUCCCCAAGAGAAGAAUCUAACAAACGGCAAAGAACUUACUGAUUCUUGAG
This is a messenger RNA of Rhinolophus ferrumequinum (greater horseshoe bat), 1570 nucleotides long. It is a transcript of the gene RBM45, whose product is annotated as RNA binding motif protein 45. The transcript has 9 exons. NCBI's taxonomy places the organism in Eukaryota, Metazoa, Chordata, Mammalia, Chiroptera, Rhinolophidae. The coding region runs from base 135 to 1562 and encodes 475 amino acids. Gene Ontology annotation, cellular component: ribonucleoprotein complex. The record is from RefSeq and is a predicted model, not a curated record. Gene Ontology annotation, molecular function: RNA binding.